This is a messenger RNA of Lachancea dasiensis, 1305 nucleotides long. The record is from the annotation of a GenBank genome assembly. NCBI's taxonomy places the organism in Eukaryota, Fungi, Ascomycota, Saccharomycetes, Saccharomycetales, Saccharomycetaceae.
AUGUCCAUGGUUCAGCCUCAAAUACCAUCAAUUGGUCCUGAAAAUCUUCCCAAGUAUCCAGGAAGUGUUUCGGUUUCCAAUAAUGGAAGAGUGGCAAAUUCAUCCCCGAACGGCACUCCUGCGGCUUCAAUUCAUACCGGUAAUACGCAAGGCAUUCGUCUGAAUCUAGAGCAGAUGAUUGAACAGUUUAGUGAAGUUCUGGGAAAGGAAAACUGGAACAAAUAUGCACAAAUUAUUAGUCUCUUUAUUCUUGGCAAGCUUUCCAGAAAAGAGCUCAUGAAUGAGAUCGACUUGCUUUUCAGCUCUCCGGCAGAACUUGCGGGGCAAGAUCGGAUUCACAAAUCAAACCUUAAUCAAGGACGUCUGAUACGAAUGCACAAUAAGCUUUUACUUGCCAUUUUGGCUAAUUCACUCAGAGGCUCGCCCCUGGGGGAAUCAACGGAAGGUUCGUGGGGCUUCAACAAUGGGACGACUAACGCCAACAAGAAGAGGUCAAACAAGCAUAACUCCCAAAUAGAUACUUACAAAAAGAUAGUCAUGUCUCUACCUUCCGAAGAUAGAGGUCGACUGAAAACCAUCACUAAGGAGGCCGGGAAAAGAGGAUUCGUGCUUUGUUCAGUUCUUCAAGCACGUCUGCACACUAUUCCAAAGAUUCCUAUAGUAACCAAUCCGGAUACGUUGAAGAGGGUUAAAGCAAGCAAUUUAAAGACGCCUCUUGAGUGGUCACAGGAAGUGGUGAAUGGAUUUUCAGCACCAUUGGCCACAGAGAGCUAUUGCUUGCCUGAUAGUGACUCGCUUUACCUCCGAAUGAUAAGUCUAGCGCGAGAACAUGGGCUAGUUGGUGCCGUAGAUGGUCGCUGUGUGGAGAUAAUGACUCUUGCUUUGGAAAAUUAUUUGAAGAAUAUUGUGGAGUCGGCUAUUGACACAGUCAGAUAUAGACGAAAAUAUCAUUCAGAAUAUUACGAUUUGAACGAUGAGGGCUUUUUCCAGGGUGUGGCAGGCCCUGAAGAAGACCCCAUACUUGAGGCGGGCGAGAGGAAUCACGAUAUCCGGUCGCUUUCCAACGGAGAGCUGUCAGAAACCUUGGAAAUAUAUCCAAACUUGGUGGCACCGACUGGGGCGUUCCUGAACUUGAAUAUGUGCGGCUUAGCAAAUGAUGAUGAAUUAGUUAACACUAAAAGUAGUGUUGAUGACCUUCCGGAUUUUUUGGAAGAGAAACCAAACUUCACACCAGUGGACGAAAGGAAUGUUGGUAGUAGAGAUGAACUCAAAUGGCUCAUCAAAGAAAUUCUGACUGAAGAUUAA